AUGAAUCAAGUUGAUGAUUAUGAUUAUUUCUGUCAUAGUUGUGAAGAUGUAAAAAGAACUAGUGAUGUUGAAAUUAUUUAUAAUGGUGAAAUAAAAUGUAAGGGUUGUAACAACGUAGGAUUUGUUGAGAAAAUCGAUGAAGAUGACCCUUUGAGUUUCCAUUCAUUACAUGUGAGUAGAGAUACAGGAGAAAGUAGAAGUGGACAUAAUAACAGAAAUAAUAAUAAUAAUAGUGAUAGUAAUAAUAAUAUAAAUAAUAGACAUUAUAGUUAUAGAAAUAUGAACAAUUUUGGUUAUCGUACUAAUAUUCCAACAAGAAGCCGAAGAAAUUAUGAUAACAAUAAUAAUAAUAGUGGUAAUAAUAAUCACAACCAUAGUAGUAGUAAUAAUAAUAAUAAUAAUAGUAGAAGUAGUCAUGUGAGAGGAGAACAUGAUAAUUUUUUUAAUGAUUUUAUGUUAUUUAGAAAUAUGUAUCAGCAAAUAUUUAAUCCUACUUUUCGAUCUGCAGAUGCAGAAGUGCAUUUCACAGCUGCUGUAGGUUCGUCAAACAAUUCUAAUGAUAUUAAUAGAAAUAAUAAUAAUAGAAAUAAUAAUAACAACAACAAUAAUAAUAAUAACAACAAUAAUAAUAAUAACAAUAAUAACAACAAUAAUGACCAUAAUAAUGAAAAUAAUAAUGAACAUAAUAAUAGCAAUGUAGGUAGUAGAAGUUCUAGUCGUAUUAAUGAAAAUAGAAACGAUAGUAACACAAAUGAGACUAGCCAAAAUGAAAAUAGGAAUAGAAAUAUAUUUGGAAGAACCUAUAGUUAUAAUAGGAAUACAAGAAAUCCAAGAAUAAUAACAAGAGCUAUUGAUAUAACAAAUAUACCUUUUAAUACUCCAGGACGUUUUAAUUUUCAUGAUUUAAUAGAUAACAUGUUUGCAAAUACAUUUGACAACAUAUCUCUAGAUCAAGUAUUAACAAUAAUAAUGGAAAGCGAUCCAUCUCGAAAUGGUCCUCCACCAGCUUCAGAAGAAGUUAUUAAGAAUUUGAAAGUAGAAAAACUAACAGAAGAGAGAGCAAAAGAAUUAGAAUCAUGUGCAAUAUGUAGAGAAGAAUAUAAAGAAAAUGAUGAGGUUCAUAGAAUUACAGACAAUGAGAGAUGUAGACAUGUAUUUCAUUGUUCUUGUAUUAUUCCAUGGUUGAAAGAAAGAAAUUCAUGUCCUACAUGCAGAUUUGAAUUACCUACUGAUGAUCAGGAAUAUAAUUGUAAGAGGGAAGAAUUGAGGGAAAGAUUGAAUUCUGAAAUGUCUAGAAAUAAUACUUACAAUAAUGAUAAUAAUAAUAAUAAUAAUGAUAAUACUAAUAAUGAUAAUACUAAUAAUAAUGAUGGCAGUAAUAAUAAUAAUAAUAAUAAUAAUAAUAAUGAUGGUAGUAAUAAUAACAAUAAUAGUAACAAUAAUAAUAAUAGUCGUAGACAUAAUGUAAGUGAAACAAAUUAUAGUGCUUUAGGAGAUGACUACGAUAUUAAUAUAUUAGAUUCUUUUACAAAUGAGCAAACUACUUCAAUACUACAACAAGUUUUUAACAGUUUUUUAUCAGGAAAUAAUGAUUCUUAUAGAAUAGACAGAAUUUAUUUAUCACCUGAUAAUUUUUUUACUCACAGCAGUAAUAGAAAUAGAAGCAGUGUAAAUAUUAAUGAAGAAAAUCCAGAUGUUAUUCAAGUUGAAGAAACACGCUCUGAAUGUAAUGAGUCAUAUGAAGAAAGGAAUGAAAAUAAUAGAAAGGAAGAAAUAAAUAGGGAGGAAGGAAAUGAAGAAGAGAAAAGAAAUAAGAGGAAAAAAACAAAUGAUCAUGAUGAUAAUAAGGAUAUAUAUAAUAGUUCAAGUGGUAGUAGUAGUAGUAAUAAUAAUAAGGGGAAUGAAAAAAAUGAAGGUAAUGAAGAUAUGUCUAAUGUGUCAAGUGGUAAUAAUAAUAGAAGUUCAUCAUCAAGACAGAAUAAUUAUAAUAGUAGAUAUCGUUAUAGUAAUUAUAGACGUAGUAAUAGACGUAAUAUGAAUCAAGAUUAUUUUAAUAUACAAGAUGAUGAAGUAGAGGAAGAAAAUUAUUACUACUGUACACCUAAAAAUGAAACUAAUAAAAAUAAUAACAGAGGUCAAAGAAAUAAUGAUUCAGAAAAUGUAAGAAAUAAUAAUGAUAAUAAUAAUAACAACAAUAAUAAUGAUGAUAAUAAUAAUAACACAAGACGUAGGAAUAAUUAUUAUGAUAAUAAUACAUAUAACCCAUCUUAUUUACAUGAAAAUGUUUUUGAUACAUCGAAUGUAUAUGUAAUAAGUGAAAGAACAAAUUCGAAUGAUAGAAGCAACGAUAAUAAUACGAGAACUAUAUCGCAGUUAUAUUUAACAGAUUUAAGUGAUGUUUUUGCUAAUAUAAAUUAUAGUUGUAAUUUUAAUAAUGAUCAUUAUAUUGUAAAUAAUGAUGCUGGUGGAAGAGAUGAUGGAAGAGGUGAUGGAAGAGAUGAUGGAAGAGGUGAUGGAAGAGAUGAUGGAAGAGGUGAUGGAAGAGAUGAUGUAAGAGGUGAUGAAAGAGGUGAUGAAAGAGGUAAUGAAAGAGAUGGUGGAAAAGACGAAGGAGAAAAAAAUGUAAAUUCUGAACACGUUGAAUCUAAUACAAAUGAUACAGGAGUAUCUAUAGGUGUCUCAAAAGAAAACAAAUUAAAUGAUAAGAAUGAAAAUAAUGUAAAGGAUAAAAGAGCAUCGUUUGAUAUAAAUACAGGUAAAUCAAGUACAACUAAAAAAAAUGAAAAGAGAUUAUAUGAAAGGGUUAAUAAUAAUACUUAUAGUAAUGCGAGUAAUAGUAACAAUAGCACAAGGAGAAGUCGAGACAGUGAUAAUGAAAAAGAGGGAACUCGAAAAAAAUCAAGAAAUUAUAAAAAUGAAGAGGAAUACAGAAAAAGCAUUAAUGGUAAUAAUAAUAAUAAAAACAACAUCAUCAAUAAUAAUAAUAAUAAUAAUAAUAUUAAUGAAGAUAGAAGACAUAGUAACACCAGCAGUAGUUAUAAAUAUAAUAACAAUACAGACAAUACUCAUAACCACAACCCUUCUGAUGUUCUUAAUAAUAAUGAUUCAAACGAAGAACAAAGGAAUACUACCAGAAGACAAAGUACUGUCAAAAAAUAUCUGUUCGAUAAAUUAAAUUGGUUAAAAAGUUAUGAUAAUAAAGAUAAAAAAAAAAAUGAAAAAAAUAAAGAUGGAAGUAAUAAAACUGAUGAAAAUGACACAGAACAUAAUCAAAAUGAUGAUAAUGCUACAGGUAUGUCGAAUGAAAAUAAUGAUGAUCAUAUAUAA
Messenger RNA from Plasmodium adleri (nom. inval.), 3327 nucleotides. RefSeq names its product E3 ubiquitin-protein ligase, putative. Lineage: Eukaryota; Apicomplexa; Aconoidasida; Haemosporida; Plasmodiidae. The record is from RefSeq and is a predicted model, not a curated record. Bases 1 to 3327 code for a protein of 1108 amino acids. Gene Ontology annotation, molecular function: ubiquitin protein ligase activity. Gene Ontology annotation, biological process: ubiquitin-dependent protein catabolic process. The transcript has a single exon.